CCUUUCCUCGGGAAUCAUCAGUGCUCAAAAAGUUGGCUGGGUCUUUGGCUCAGGUGCGCGCCUGCUGAUUUUUAGCGCAAACGCCCGAGUCUGUAUACACCCCUUCCUUAAACCACUCCACUCCGACCGAGACUCAUACAACAAGAGAAAAUUUCCCACCCGCACCGAACAUCCACCGCCUCCCGUCUUCUCCGUCCUCACAUUUCUCCUCAACAAAUCUUUCAACUUUUGCCGGACCUGUCUUCGGAGCAUCACUCUACUGUUCGGAACAGCUUCAUUACCUUUUCUUCUACUUGCGAUACCUUAUUUAUCUACUUGUCGACAUGGCGUCUGUCGUCCGCGGCACGUCGCUCAGAGCCGGCGGUGCCUGCGUGCGCUGUCGCAAGGGAAAGACCAAAUGCGUCUAUGAAAAUGGUCGGGCGCCUUGUAGGAACUGCGCGAAGGGGAUGCAUGAAUGCUAUCUCCCUUCCGAGAGCAUGGCUCAUCAUCAUGGUCAAUCUCCUGCCAGGCCUCCUCGUCCCCGAGAGAGUCUACCUGGGGAGCGAAGCGUGUCGGCAACUAGCGACCGUCAGCCUGUGACCUCCGGCGCAGUCUUACCGCGUAACAUUCCUUCCAAUACCGAGAAACUCACUCCGGAACUGGUGACGGAAUGUGAAAGGGUAAUCUCCAAGACUAUCCCGUCUUGUGUUGCCUUCCACAAGCCUUCCUUCCUACAGAAGCUUAAGACGGGCACCCUCGAGGGUAGCAUCGUCAACGGUCUCUUAACUUGCGCUGCACGGAGCUCUCAUGGGUUAAUUCGUCGCUAUGGGAAUCAAGGCGGUGCUUCGGCAGCCUCCGAGCAUUUUGCCGUUAAGGCGAUUAAUUUAAUUAUGCAGAAUCUCGACAACCCGAGCUUGGCAGACAUUCAGGCUCUUUGUCUCCUGAUCAUCCACGAAUGGGGCAACCGUAAUGCCGUCCGCGCCUACAUCUAUCUCGGCCAAGCUGCCCGCAUGGCCCAGAUGUAUCGGAUAAUUGCCGUCCACCAGAAUAGGGGCGAUCCCGAUCAGUUCAUCAAGGACGAAUCGUUUCGCCGCACCUUGUGGCUCAUUUAUGUUCUCGACUGCUUCCUUACAAGCAGCCCCGGUCGCCAGCCGGCCGUCUCGCACCAUGACAUCAAGGACAUACCACUCCCAUGUCUUGACAUGAGCUACAACUUCGGUACUCCUGUCUAUGUGCGCACCCUGGCAGGUGGACCGCCGCCUGGGAUCCCGGAUUCGUCUACGCAGAUGACCGAGGUCGGUGAGUUUGGCCACAUCGUGAUGGCUACACAGGCCUGGCGUAAUGUCAUCGAAAUGCUCACUACCGUCACGAGCACCACCUUUUCCGAGGAGGAAUGUGCCUCUCUGGAAGCGGGUAUUGAAGCGGUUCGUAAUUCUUUACCGCCGCAUUUCAUGGAUAAGCCAGGGCAGAUCAACCUCCACAUUACCAUGGGUAGCGGGUUCACGUAUGCUAUGCUACAUUGCCUCCUCCAUUGCGCUACGAUCAUGGUCAAUCGUCGUAGGCUCUUGCACCUUGUUACCACUGACGGGUUCAACCACGAGACCUGGCGCAUGGUCCCGCAUGUUCACUUGCAGACUGUCGAUCGAGUUUUCGCUGCCGCUCAUAGCGUGGUGUCCCUUCUGCUCGCUUUGGAGGCCAAUGCGGACAAGGAUGCCAUCCCUAACUUCCCCCUGGUCAUGUUAUUCUCAUGCUUCACGGCUUGUUCUACCGUGGCUUGGUUUAGUCUGAAGGGAUUGACGCCUGCUGAUGUAAACGAGACGGCUGAGUCUAUUGUCCGCGACGGCAUGCGAUUCCUCCAGGAGGGCGCGAAUAUCUGGAUUCUGGCUGUUCCUUGGUACCGCCAUCUAUCUGUCAUGAAUAAGGUUCUACGGAAUGGCGACAGGACGCUUCAGAGGACGCAGCCCGAGCCCGCCGUGCCGUCGAUUAAAGAGGACACGGCAAGCCAGCCUGACAAUCCCGAUAGUAUGGAUUAUGAACGCCCCCAGUCAGCCAAUGCGCAGGAGCAGGCCGACGGACGAGGCAGUGAGCCGCCACGAAAGUCUGGAUUCACCACUAUCAAUGGAGGAUCGGCUGGAGCGUCAACGCCCGCAACGGCAAGCCCACCUCCGGGGCAGACAAAAGCAGAAUCACCAGCGCCUUCCUCGUCUGGGCAGCCAGCGGAGUCUGCGCCAGCUUCAGGUAACGACAUGACCGCAGCUGAACUAUGCGUGGCCUUUGAGCGCCAGCUACUAGAACUAGAUGACCUCGCUGCCUUCAUGGGCGGUGGUGUGUGAAAUACCGAGCACACAGCCUCGAUACCCCGGAAUGCGUAGUUUCUGCUUAUCUGUCACUCAUGCGCCACUUAUAAGCGUUGGGCGCUUUUUCUACAGGGGCUGUACCUUAAUAAAGGAACCAUGGAUCGGCGUUAGUUGGAGUUCUCGGAUCGCUCUCGGGGGGAGCUUUGUUCUUUCAAGCUGUUCAGGGGGGCUAACGCAACCCGUCAUCAUAUCAUUUUCGCCCAUCGCUAUAACUUGCAGCAGGUGUUGAAACCUGAGUAAAACGAACGAUUCACGACGAUUGAAGCCCUCAAGUUUUACGGUGGUAGCAGGAAGCAAUUGCCAUGAUGCGGCGGAAAUUAUUCGGUGAUUU
Messenger RNA from Annulohypoxylon truncatum, 2667 nucleotides. RefSeq lists its product as uncharacterized. Gene Ontology annotation, biological process: DNA-templated transcription; regulation of DNA-templated transcription. Gene Ontology annotation, molecular function: zinc ion binding; DNA binding; DNA-binding transcription factor activity, RNA polymerase II-specific. The transcript is spliced from 4 exons. Lineage: Eukaryota; Fungi; Ascomycota; Sordariomycetes; Xylariales; Hypoxylaceae. Gene Ontology annotation, cellular component: nucleus. The record is from RefSeq and is a predicted model, not a curated record. The coding region runs from base 324 to 2312 and encodes 662 amino acids.